Molecule: messenger RNA, 508 nt
Organism: Candidula unifasciata
Lineage: Eukaryota; Metazoa; Mollusca; Gastropoda; Stylommatophora; Geomitridae
Source: the annotation of a GenBank genome assembly
UACCAAGGAUUAUGCUGCUGUGUACAGUACCAAGGAUUAUGCUGCUGUGUACAGUAUCCAGGAUUAUCCUGCCGUGUACAGUACCAAUGAUUAUCCUGCUGUGUACAGUACCAAGGAUUAUCCUGCUGUGAACAGUACCAAGGAUUAUCCUGCUGUGUACAGUACCAAGGAUUAUCCUGCUGUGAACAGUGCCAAGGAUUAUCCUGCUGUGUACAGUACCAAGGAUUAUGCUGCUGUGUACAGUACCAAGGAUUAUCCUGCUGUGUACAGUACCAAGGAUUAUCCUGCUGUGUACAGUACCAAUGAUUAUCCUGCUGUGUACAGUACCAAGGAUUAUCCUGCUGUGUACAGUACCAAGGAUUAUCCUGCUGUGUACAGUACCAAGGAUUAUCCUGCUGUGGACACUACCAAGAAUUAUCCUGCUGUGUACAGUACCAAGGAUUAUCCUGCUGUGCCCCUGAACACAAAGUCCUCUGUAUUGAUAAUCACAUCACUUAGGCGAGAAUAG